AUUCCCUACUGGUAAGAAAGAGAAGAGGAAAGAAGAAAGAGACGAACAUGGCGACGACGAUUGUGAGAUCAUCCCUCCGAGGGAUUGUUCGAGGAAGCCCUAACCCUAGGUCCCCUGUUUCCAAGAGGAAUUUCGCUUCCUCUUCCCAUCACGACGAUGCACAUGAAGCUGCAAAAUGGGAGAAGAUUACUUAUGUUGCAGCUGCAUCUUGCACCAUCUUCGCUAUAUAUAACCUCUCCAAGGGCCACCCUCAAUAUGAAGAACCUCCUCCAUACCAAUAUCUACACAUUCGCAACAAGGAGUUCCCGUGGGGCCCCGAUGGCCUUUUCGAGAGGAAGCACCACCACUGAUCACAAUUGUUGAAGCUAUAUAUAUAUAUGAUGGAAUAAAAUGCGAUCUUAUAUAUAUACAUAUACAUAUAUGAUCAAUGUUCAAUUU
This is a messenger RNA of Impatiens glandulifera, 438 nucleotides long. RefSeq names its product cytochrome c oxidase subunit 6a, mitochondrial-like. The record is from RefSeq and is a predicted model, not a curated record. Bases 48 to 350 code for a protein of 100 amino acids. Lineage: Eukaryota; Viridiplantae; Streptophyta; Magnoliopsida; Ericales; Balsaminaceae. The transcript has 4 exons. Gene Ontology annotation, biological process: mitochondrial electron transport, cytochrome c to oxygen. Gene Ontology annotation, molecular function: enzyme regulator activity. Gene Ontology annotation, cellular component: mitochondrial inner membrane.